Molecule: messenger RNA, 3700 nt
Organism: Sorex fumeus (smoky shrew)
Lineage: Eukaryota; Metazoa; Chordata; Mammalia; Eulipotyphla; Soricidae
Gene: FRMD3
Product: FERM domain containing 3
Exons: 14
Coding region: 146-1939 (597 amino acids)
Cellular component (GO): cytoskeleton
Molecular function (GO): cytoskeletal protein binding
Source: RefSeq, a predicted model, not a curated record
GCGCCCUGCCCCCGGCAUGUGUGGCCGCUGGCGCCGGUGGCCGCCGCCGCGCCGGGUCUGAGCUGCGCGGGCUCGGGACGGUGCGCGCCGGCCGACGUGCGUGUGGCGCCGCCCGAGCCGCCCGCUCGUCCCCGGGCCGCGGUGCAUGUUCGCCUCCUGCCGCUGUGUGUCGAGAGGCGGGCGGACCAUGAAGAUGAUCCACUUUCGGAGCUCCAGCAUCAAAUCGCUCCACCAGGAGAUGAAAUGCACCAUCCGGCUGCUGGACGAUUCCGAGAUCUCCUGCUACAUCCAGAGGGAGACCAAAGGACAGUUUCUCAUCGAUCACAUCUGCAACUACUACAGCUUGCUGGAGAAGGACUACUUUGGCAUUCGCUAUGUAGAUCCAGAGAAGCAGCGGCACUGGCUUGACCCUAACAAGUCCAUCUCCAAGCAAAUGAAAUCUCAUCCACCAUAUACCAUGUGCUUUAGAGUGAAAUUCUACCCACACGAACCCUUGAAGAUUAAAGAAGAGCUCACAAGGUACCUCAUGUAUCUGCAGAUUAAAAGAGAUAUUUUCCAUGGACGACUGCUUUGCUCCUUUUCAGAUGCUGCUUACCUAGGUGCCUGUAUUGUCCAAGCUGAACUUGGUGAUUACGACCCUGAUGAACAUCCUGAGAAUUACGUCAGUGAGUUUGAGAUUUUCCCCAAGCAGUCACAGAAGCUGGAACGAAAAAUAGCGGAAAUCCAUAGAAAUGAACUCAGAGGCCAGAGCCCCCCGGUUGCUGAAUUUAAUUUACUCCUGAAAGCUCACACUCUGGAAACCUAUGGAGUGGAUCCUCACCCGUGCAAGGAUUCAACAGGCACAACCACAUUUUUAGGGUUUACUGCUGCAGGUUUUGUGGUUUUUCAGGGAAAUAAGAGAAUCCACUUGAUAAAAUGGCUGGAUGUCUGCAAAUUGAAGUUUGAAGGAAAGACAUUUUAUGUGAUUGGCACCCAGAAGGAGAAAAAAGCCAUAUUGGCAUUCCACACUUCGACACCAGCUGCCUGCAAACACCUUUGGAAAUGUGGUGUAGAAAACCAAGCCUUUUAUAAGUAUGCAAAAUCCAGUCAGAUCAAGACUGUGUCCAGCAGCAAGAUAUUUUUUAAAGGAAGUAGAUUUCGAUAUAGUGGUAAAGUGGCCAAAGAGGUGGUAGAGGCAAGCUCCAAAAUCCAGAGGGAGCCACCUGAGGUACACAGAGCCAGCAUCACUCAGAGCCGUAGUUCCCAUUCCUUGAAUAAACAGCUCAUCAUUAACAUGGAGCCCCUGCAGCCGCUGCUGCCUUCUCCCAAGGAGCAGGAAGAGGACAUGUCUUUGAGAGAGGGUGUCCCACUGUCCAAAGAAAACAACGUUUCUGCCCCCUUGAUCUCCAGCUCUCCUGUGAAAGAGGCCCAGGAGUAUGAAGAUCUCCCGAGCGAAGAGGAAGAUAAAAUGAAAGAAGAUCCCCUUACUAUCUCUGAACUGGUCUACAACCCAAGUGCCAGCCUGCUCCCUACCCCCGUUGAUGAUGAUGAGAUUGACAUGCUCUUUGACUGUCCGUCCAGGCUGGAGCUGGAAAGAGAAGACACAGAUUCCUUUGAGGAGCUGGAAGCAGAUGAGAAUGCUUUUCUAAUGGCUGAGGAAGAGGAGCUGAAGGAGGCGCAUCGGGCUUUGUCAUGGAGCUAUGACAUUCUCAGCAGCCACAUUCGGGUGAACCCACUGGUCAAGAGUUUCUCCAGACUUCUUGUGGUGGGCCUGGGCCUGAUGCUCUUUGUAUUUCCCCUGCUCCUCCUCCUUUUGGAGUCAGGUAUUGAUCUCUCCUUCUUAUGUGAAAUCCGCCAGACACCAGAGUUUGAGCAGUUUCACUAUGAGUACUACUGUCCUCUCAAGGAAUGGGUGACCGGCAAAGUAAAACUCAUUCUCUACAUGCUGGGUUGCUCGUAAAGUUCGUUUCUCAGAUUACUAAGGGCUAUAUUCGAUACUAGUGAUUUUUUUCCAGCAGAUGUCUGAUUCUGAGUGGCCAUGGGGCCGUCAACAGGCAUUUCUUUAUCCAUCAUUGAUGAUUCCAACACUUAAGUUUGCUCUCCAUAAUCCACUACAUUUAAGUUUAAAUUAAAUAGUUACUUUAGUUAUGUGUCAAGAAAAUGGCCUUUAAGUAACCAAAAAUAAGUUAUAUUUUAUUACAGUAUAGACAUACUCUUUAUUAUAUAAUGUACUUCCUUAAGCUGCAUUAGCUUUCCCGUUUUUUUAAUAACACCAUUACAAGCUAUAAGGUUCAGAAUCAGAGCUUUGGUAAAAACCCAAGAGAAAGCUUUUGAAUAUAAUCCUUAGUAAAAACAAUGUUCUCUAACCAAUGCCUAUACAACUAAAUUUAUGCUGUUCUUCUUUUUGUUUUUUUAAAAAUAUUUUUAUGUGUUUAAAAUAUUUUGGUAAAUUUUUAGCAAAAAAAAAAAAGAAGAAAAGUAGCAUCCUGGAGUUAUUUAAGUGUAUAAAUUGUAAGAUUAAUGCACAAAGGGUAUCUUGGGAAUUUUUUAACAUUUUGGCACUGGUUGGUUUUUGAAAUAUUUCUUGACUAAAUAAUUCCCCAAAUUUGUUUUCAGCAGCACAUGAGAUAGGGAGUCAGUAGAAAGAUACCUUAGUAAGUAAGCUCCCCAAAUGGAUGAUGGAACUGGAAGAUGUAGAAACAGAGCAUCAAGUGGACAUCAGGUGGCCCUUUUGUCAAAGUGCUCGGACAAGAUGACUUGCUACUUUCAUUUGCAUCUGUCCAUAUAGGUUGAGUGGGGUAGCAGAAUGCUUUUAGGGAAAUGAAACUUUAAAGAAGACAGUUAAAAUAUAUGACAGUUAAUUGCAUAUUAUUGUAUAUAUUUAUUAACCAAAUAAAGGACAUAAUAGGAAUUGGACAAAUGGCAAGUAGCAAGAAAAGAUUUUGGGUGAGGCCAGCAGGCAAGGGUUGGUUGGAAACCCCUCUUUUUAAAAUGAAAUUGAGGCAAGAUAUUGGAUGAUGUUAGUGACAGUGAAGUCACUGUUGGGAUGGCAUGAAUAUAGUCUAUAUGGAUCAAGAUAAUCAGAAAUACAGUUAAGGCACAUUUUUGGUACCUCAUUUUAUUCAUUGUGUUUCUAUUGAAGAAAAUCCAAGAUAUGUGCAUGUGUGAAAAGGGAGAGAGAAUGGAGGAGACAGGGAACCCCUUUAUUAUGAGAAUGGAGGCCUCUUCCUUAGGCCUAUGAUCUUCUCUGUAGUGGGCACUAUAUACUCAUUGUCUAAGUUUCUUAAGAUCUUAACUCAUAAGUUCAUAAUUGGGGUCCAGGGAAUUUACUGGGUGAUGCAGCAUUUCAGCUCAAGAAAAGUACUAAAAUGACUCCCUAAACAGGCAUUAUGGAGAAAUGCUCUCAUACUUUCCUUCAUACCAUUAUAGUCAUAACAGAAACCUUUGAUGGCUUCUAUGUGGACAACUAAUCAAUACUGUGGUAUAAGGCAUCCCAAGAUCCAUACACUUUUCUUUCUCAAUUAUACCACAGUAUUGAUCGACCCCAGUGUUUAGAGAGGAGAAGGAUGGAGAAGGAAAAAUAUCAAAGGGAAAAGAAGAGAAUAGGAAGUAAUGUGUUAACAGACAUCAGGGCGUCAGUUAUCCUGGUGCUAUGUGAGAGAGGUUUAGCCAAAUAUCCAAGACACGACUCAGCAACACUAAAAAUGUGAGAUCUAAGCUG